Messenger RNA from Cajanus cajan (pigeon pea), 2539 nucleotides. RefSeq names its product DEAD-box ATP-dependent RNA helicase 53, mitochondrial. Gene Ontology annotation, molecular function: RNA helicase activity; ATP binding; nucleic acid binding. The record is from RefSeq and is a predicted model, not a curated record. NCBI's taxonomy places the organism in Eukaryota, Viridiplantae, Streptophyta, Magnoliopsida, Fabales, Fabaceae. Gene Ontology annotation, cellular component: cytosol.
GAGUCGCACACAGAGGAUUGGGGCACUCCUCAAAUAUCUGGUUCUGCAUUUCCAUUUUGUAUUGUCAUAAAACCCUAAACCCCGAAUUUCACUUGACAGUGUAGGGUUUCUUCCAUUUUCUCACCAUGCUAACCGCAAUCCUCAGAAGAGCUUCUUCCACUCUGUCAAGGCGCGCUUUCCCCGCCGCCUUAUUCUCCGCCUCCACCGCCGCCAGCAACAACCUCCGCCCACUCUCCGCCGCCUUCAAUUCCAGAACCUUCCACUCGCAACCGGGGCCCUUGAAUUUCCGCUCCUCGUUAUGUCACCGUGCGGAAUACGCCGUUGACGAUUUCCCUUACGAAGAAGGGUCCAAAGGGAACGCCGACGAAGGCCUCGAGAUCGCGAAGCUCGGCAUUUCUCAGGAUAUUGUCUCUGCUUUGGCCAAGAAAGGCAUCGCCAGGCUCUUCCCCAUUCAGAGGGCUGUGCUGGAACCUGCUAUGCAAGGUCGUGAUAUGAUUGGUCGAGCUAGAACUGGAACUGGGAAAACCCUUGCUUUUGGGAUUCCCAUCAUGGAUAAGAUCAUUCAGUUUAAUGCUAAGCAUGGGCGGGGAAGGGAUCCUUUGGCUUUGGUUUUGGCUCCGACCAGAGAGCUUGCGCGGCAGGUUGAAAAGGAGUUCUAUGAGGCAGCGCCUAGCUUGGAUACAAUUUGUGUUUAUGGGGGUACGCCCAUCUCUAAGCAGAUGAGGCAGCUGGAUUAUGGUGUUGAUAUUGCCGUGGGGACGCCUGGUCGGAUUAUUGACCUUCUCAGCAGAGGUGCUCUAAAUUUGAAGGAAGUUCAAUUUGUUGUUCUUGAUGAAGCUGAUCAGAUGCUUCAAGUGGGCUUUCAGGAAGAUGUGGAGAAGAUCUUGGAGAGGUUGCCCCCAAAACGUCAGACUCUUAUGUUCUCUGCAACCAUGCCGUCUUGGAUAAAACAGAUUACACGCAAUUACUUGAAUAAUCCCCUCACCAUUGAUCUUGUUGGAGAUUCUGAUCAGAAGUUGGCAGAUGGGAUUUCACUGUUCUCCAUUGCAACUGAUUUGUAUGUUAAAGCGGGAAUUCUUGCACCUCUAAUAACAGAACAUGCAAAAGGAGGGAAGUGUAUUGUUUUCACUCAAACAAAACGUGAUGCUGAUCGGCUAUCGAAUGCCAUGGCAAGAAGUGUUCAAUGUGAGGCUUUGCAUGGAGACAUAUCACAAGCUCAGAGGGAAAAAACUCUUGCUGGCUUCAGAAAUGGCCAUUUUAAUGUUUUAGUGGCCACUGAUGUUGCCUCACGUGGGCUUGAUAUCCCUAAUGUUGAUCUUGUAAUACAUUAUGAUCUUCCCAAUAAUUCGGAGAUAUUUGUUCAUCGAUCUGGACGAACAGGGCGUGCUGGUAAGAAAGGAACUGCUAUUCUUGUAUAUACAGAUGAUCAAUCCAGGGCUGUUAAGCUAAUUGAGCGUGAUGUGGGCUGUAGAUUUACAGAGCUACCACGGAUUGCUGUUGAUAGGGCAUCAGUGGACACAUUUGGCGGUAUGGGUGGUGGUGGUGGGCGAUUUGGUUCUUUUGGAGGUACAAGGGAUCGUGGUAGAUAUGGUGAUACAGGUUUUGGCCGUGGUCUUGGAUCUGGCCGCUCUAGCUAUGGAAAUUCUGGUGAGAGGUUUGGUGGACAGAAUUAUAACCGUUUUGAUGGCCCUGGUUUGAGUCAAUCAGGAGGGGGAUUUUCAGGUAAUUCAUCUGGUCGUUUUGGCUCAUCUGGUGGCAUUGUUUCAGGUCAAUCAGGUAGUAGAUCCGGUGGAUCAUCAAGUGGGUUUAAGUUUGGUCGUCAAGAUGAUUUUGGGGGAUUUGGUGGUUCAGAUCGUUCAGGUGGUUUUGGAGAUCGCGGCUCAGGUCAGCGUAGUGGUUUUGGUGAUUCUCGUGGUAGUAAUAGAAGACCUUUUUAACUUAAAAAAUAUAAAAGAAUGCACCAUCCUUAUUUAUUGGUGGUUUAGUACUGGUAGAGUUUGCUUCUGUCAUUUACUCAAACUUACAGGCAACUUGGCUAAUCCUUGUAUUACCAAGUAUUUCAGAAGGUCAUAUAGUAUAUCAUAAGAAUCAGAAGUUCUACGGGCAUUGGAUUUUUCUUUUUUGGCACUUCUGGCUCAGCCUCAGCUGUAUUAUUUUUUGAAACAUUAAGAGAAGGAAAGGGAGGGGGCUGUAUUCUGCGUGGGUUCCAUCAUCUGCCUUGAAUAUUUGUAUGGCUCAUUACUUCUCUAUGGAUAUUGGAUCACAUCCUGAAAAUGCGUAUGCAUGGGCAGUUUUGAAGAGACAGCUGUAUGGAGUGGUGAUUCAAUUUAUUUAGUGUAUGUGUUCCUCAAAGUGGUUAAGGGCAGAUAAAGUAUCUUAGAAAAGCUGUAGGGUACUUUGCUGUUUUGUUUUUAUACUAAAAGAUUAUGAUGCCAGAAAAACUCCUAAUAUGUAAUUUACGUACGAGUAUUUUGACUUUAGCCCCCACGCUGGGUUACUUCUGGGGCUUGUUAAAAUAAUGAAAUUCAGGUUGAUGAGA